Oncorhynchus masou masou (cherry salmon) is the source of this 579-nucleotide messenger RNA. RefSeq names its product proteoglycan 4-like. The transcript has a single exon. Lineage: Eukaryota; Metazoa; Chordata; Actinopteri; Salmoniformes; Salmonidae. The annotation marks the transcript as partial. The record is from RefSeq and is a predicted model, not a curated record.
ACCGCUGCUCCUGCUCCUACUACAACCACUGCUCCUGCUCCUACUACAACCACUGCUCCUGCUCCUACUCCAACCACUGCUCCUGCUCCUACUACAACCAAUGCUCCUGAUCCAACUACAACCACUGCUCCUGCUCCUACAACCACUGCUCCUGCUCCUACUACAACCACUGCUCCUGCUCCUACUACAACCGCUGCUCCUGCUCCUACUACAAUCGCUGCUCCUGCUCCUACUACAACCGCUGCUCCUGCUCCUACUACAACCACUGCUCCUGCUCCUACUACAACCACUGCUCCUACUACAACCACUGCUCCUGCUCCUACUACAACCACUGCCCCUGCUCCUACUACAACCACUGCUCCUGCUCCUACUUCAACCACUGCUCCUGCUCCUACUACAACCACUGCUCCUGCUCCUACUACAACCACUGCUCCUGCUCCUACUACAACCACUGCUCCUACUACAACCACUGCUCUUGCUCCUACUACAACCGCUGCUCCUGCUCCUACUACAACUGCUUCUCCUACUACAACCACUGUUCCUGCUCCUACUACAUCCACUGCUCCUGCUCCUACUACA